This is a messenger RNA of Ostertagia ostertagi, 330 nucleotides long. The record is from the annotation of a GenBank genome assembly. Lineage: Eukaryota; Metazoa; Nematoda; Chromadorea; Rhabditida; Trichostrongylidae.
GCGGAGACCACUGAAGAUAAGAGUGUGAUCGUGUUCUCAAAUGGCCAAACUUCAACUUGUAACCAACCUUUGUUUGGAAAUGAGGAUGAAAACGACAUUGCCAAGAAGUUGCGUGACGAUGGCGUAAUAGUCGGUUACGUCGCAAUCGGAACACCUGCGAAUGAAACCAGUAUGCAGGAGGUGACGAAAGAUCCCAAUAAUGUAGUACGCAUGAAAAACAUCACGGAGAAGCUGGAUCCUGAAGAGUUGGAUAAAGCAGUGGACUGGUUGCUUGACCUUCUCGGAGGUGCUCCAGGUCCCGCCACGCUACCCAUACCAAGAGCAACGCCU